ACACCUAAUGGUCGACUCAGUCAGAGAAACAGUUUGCAUCUGAACACCAGGUUGAAAGGAGAGUCACUUUUAGCUCGAAGACAUGCUGGAUCAGGUAGUACUCAUUGCAGGAGUAACGGUGUUGGGCGUGUUAGAGCAAGCUUACUUCUCUCUACAGGUGAUUUACGCCAGACGCAAGUACUCUGUCUCCCCACCCAGCACCUCAGGGCCUCCAGAGUUUGAGAGAGUCUUCAGAGCUCAAGCCAACUGCUCUGAAUAUUUCCCGAUCUUCAUCAUCAUCUUAUGGGUGUCUGGACUCUUCUUCAGCCAAGGUCUGUCAGCACUAUGUGGACUCCUAUACCUGUACGGGCGCUACCAGUACUUCAGGGGCUAUGCUAAAUCGGCACAUGGACGACUAGCCCCUCUGUAUUUCAGUGCCAAGGUUCUGUGGGUUCUGAUCGGGUUCUCCGCCCUGGGGAUUCUGGGUUCUAUGUGUCGGUUCUACCUGGAUCUGGACCUGAAGCAGCUCGCCAGCUCUGUCCUCGACCUGACUGAGGAAGAGGGUGGGGGACUAUAAGGGAUGAGCAGGAGGAGAAGCGCUUAAAUGAGAGAUGAUGGGAUACACUAACAACUGUAGACAAGCUACCUUCAUUGCCAAAUCAAGACAACUAAAUGGAAUGGUUGAUUGAAGUAGGGAAAGAUGUGUUCCAACCUUGAGCUGCAGGUUUGAAAAAAAUAGAAGUGUCCGGUCUAGGCCUAUGGUAGGCUAUUUUACGAUCUGCUUGUGUGCCAUUUAGAUUGAGGUUACAGUCCCCCUAAACCAAGGCAUGUUUCAGACUGAAAUAUGGAACAAAAACAUUGUUUUAAUGUAAACAAACAGGGUAGGCCUAUCCAUUAAUUGUAGGCCCGCGGACCAAUUUCCAAAGACCAAAGAAAAGAUUGUUGCGAUCUAAACUUGCAGUAAUCAUGGUUGAAUUCCGAUCUAAACUUGCAGUAAUCAUGGUUGAAUUACCAAACAUUUCUCUCCACUCAAUUACAAAAUGUGUAGAAUUGCAGUAAGUUAGCUGUAGAACUGCACAUUUUUCUCUGCCCCAUGGCAAAAUGAGUAGAAUUGCAUGCAAUUACUUAUAAAAUGGCUAAAUCUUCUCUCCGCUCCAUUGCAAAAUAUGUAGAUUUUCAGCAAACUUGCUUUAAAACUGCAAAUUUUGCUUAGGGCCUCAAAGGCUAGGGUCUGCUCUGACUGCAUGUCUGGGUAUGCAGCCCCACGAGCCACUACGGCCUCCCAUGAUGAGUUCAGAUUUUUUGUGGCCCUCACCCCCAUCGAAGUUGCCCAUCCCUGGUCUAGACUUUCUCUAUCCUACCCCGCGUACCCAUUCAAAGUAGGAGGAUACACAUGCAAAUAAAAGAUCAUUGGUCAGAAUAAUCCAAUUCUGAUGUCAUUAUCUGGACCUAAAAUCUCACCUAAAGAAAGAUACUAUACAUUUUAACGAUUAAAUGGGCCAAAUUCUGUGCAUGUUAACUGACCAUUUUAUUUUCGGUAAGGUAAACAUGACCUGUUUUUGGCCAAUGGGCAAGUGCCUUUGAGAGCUAGAAGGCCCAAUGCAGCUGUUUCUAUAUCAAUAUCAAAAAUAUCUGUGUAACACAUGAGUACCUUACAGUAAUAGUUUUUCAUUAAAAUUGACAAAAAUAGCUUUUUAACUAAACUGUAUUUUUCUAGCAAGAAUUUUGCUAUGAGUAACUUGUGGUGGUCUUAGUGGGGAGGAUAAUUUAAUGUAGCUGUUAUUAGCAGUGAGGUUAGGAAUGCUGUUUUUGGUCUAUUAACCAACUAUUUGCCUGGUGAUGUCAAGCCCAAGAUAAAGCCUAUUCAAACAGGAUGAUUAGAAGGUCCUGUGUAGAUAGUUGCUUGUUGAAAAUACAAUCAGGAAAUAACACUUCAUUUUUUCACAAGUUUAAUCAGCUUUUGAAAAAUAUGAUAUAAAACACAGGGAAAACAGAUUUUUGAUUGCACUGGGCCUUUAAUGACAACACAUGUAUAUUGUGUGAAAUAUUUUUUGGAAUCCCCUGUUUUCCAUUGGUGAUUUAGUUUAUGUUGUAUGGCCCAGUGAUCUGUGCUGGAUCUUAGUGUUAAACCUCAAGAAAAAAAAAUCAUUUGGAUUACUGUUGUUAAUUGAUAUCUGCGCAUCUGUCAAUUUUUAUUUGAAUGUAAUCUUUGGUGAGAUGUUCAUUUGCACUCAUUUACUUUGAAAUUGUGUCUUCUUAAAUAAAGCAGCUAACUUUGAAUGUUAAA
Molecule: messenger RNA, 2266 nt
Organism: Oncorhynchus tshawytscha (Chinook salmon)
Lineage: Eukaryota; Metazoa; Chordata; Actinopteri; Salmoniformes; Salmonidae
Gene: ltc4s
Product: leukotriene C4 synthase
Exons: 5
Coding region: 83-556 (157 amino acids)
Biological process (GO): leukotriene biosynthetic process
Cellular component (GO): membrane; endoplasmic reticulum; nuclear envelope
Molecular function (GO): leukotriene-C4 synthase activity; enzyme activator activity; glutathione peroxidase activity
Source: RefSeq, a predicted model, not a curated record